AUAUGGGGCAUGACAAUAAAUUCAUUGUCUGAAUAUAAACAAAAGAAGGUGUCCCAUUACAUUUCCUUGUCGUUAUAAACUUUCGUUUCAGUGACGAAAACAAAAUAUCUCCGAUCCAUCUCCGAAACACAACGAAAUCUAUAAUGGCUACCACCGCCGCCGUUCAACCUCACGUUCUCGUCUUCCCGUUACCGGCACAGGGCCAUGUAAACUCCAUGCUCAAGCUAUCAGAGCUUCUAUGUAUCUCCGACAUCCACGUCACCUUCCUCGUCACCGGGCCCACCCACGGCAGCCUUCUUGCGCACUCCGACGUCGGGUCCCGGCGAUUCGGCGAGAAAUUCCUGCUGGAAAAGCUCCCGGACGGGAUCUAUCAGGAUAAUCUCCACACUCUUGAUGGGUUCAUGGAGAACCUCAACACCUUAGAGACCGUGGGGAGGCCGUUUCUUAAGGAAUAUCUUGGAGGAGGUCGCCGGAGAUGGCCGCCGGUGACGUGCGUGAUAACAGAUGGGGCGUUGGUGAGCUUAGCGGUUGAUGUGGCAGAGGAAUUCAAGUUGCCCACCAUUGUUUGCCAGACAAUCAGCGUUGCUGCUUUUUGGUGUUUUGUCUGCACCCCAGAUCUCAUCCAAUCCGGCGAGCUUCCGAUCAAAGGAAACGAAAUGGAUUUGGCAACGAGGGUAAAGGGCAUGGAACAUUUUAUCAGGCUGGGCGACCUGCCGAGCUUUUGCCAAGUCCAGAAUUUGGAAACCCCAAUUUUCAAAGCUUUGGUGAAAGAGAAACUGCAAACAGCUCGAGCAAGAGGAGUAAUCUUCAACGCAUUUGAAGAACUCGAUGAACCCAUACUCGCCCAGGUACGAACUAUGUGUCCAAACACAUACCCAAUCGGACCGGUUCACGCGCAUUUGAAGGCCAGACUGGGCACAAACCCGCCGUCUUCAAACAGUUUACGGGAAGAAGAUAGAAGCUGCCUGAGCUGGCUGGAAAACCAGCCGGAAAAAUCAGUGAUUUACGUAAGUUUUGGGAGCUUAGCAGUGGUGACAAGAGAGCAAUUACUCGAGAUUUGCCACGGGUUAGUGAACAGCGGGCAGAGAUUCUUGUGGGUUCUCCGGCCGGACCUUGUCGCCGGAGAAAAUGGCGGAAAUUGGGCUCCGGCGGAGCUUGAGGAGGGCGUAAAAGCUAGAGGGUACAUUGUCAGAUGGGCUCCGCAAGAGGCGGUGUUGGAACAUCGUUCUGUCGGAGGAUUUUUUACUCAUUCUGGGUGGAAUUCAACGCUGGAAAGUAUAGUCGCCGGCGUGCCGAUGAUAUGCCGGCCGUGCUUAGGCGAUCAGAAUACGAACAGCCGGAUGGUGGAGGCGGUGUGGAAGAUUGGAUUGGAUAUGAAAGGUGGGUGGGAUAGAGUCACGGUGGAGAAUAUGGUUAGAGAUGUUAUGGAGAAGAGAAAAGAUGAGUUCUUGAAGAGAUCAGAGGAGAUUGCUAAAUUGGCCGGAAAAGCUGUCGGAGAAGGUGGAUCGUCGUGUUCUAAUCUCCGACGUCUGGUUGACGAUAUCCGGUCAAUGGCGGUUUCUCCGAUGAAGACUGAUCUUCUCCCGCAAAUGGAUGUGUGUUAGCAUUGUUUUUUUAUGAAGCGAAGAACUCAUAUUCACUAGAGGAUGUGGACUCAAUAAAUUUAUUUUUAUGCAUGUAAUAGUGGAUAAACCAUGCAUAAGAAAUAAAAGUUUAAACUUUAAUAUAGAUUUUUCUUUUGAGUAUUAUUGACUCUAAUGGGUUAUGGACUUGUAUGCUCAAAAGGUUGAAGUUGGUAGGCGGCUCAACGAAGAAGAUGAAUGAAGGAGUCGGACAGAGUAUAGUGAAGGGUAAACAACCAAGUCAGCCAAAAGGAUAGUGAUGGCUUGAUUGAAGGAGUCAAAACAACCAUAUCAAGACUGUAUAAGAGGCAUUCUUAUUUUCGUGUCCGAGUGAGAAGGUUAGCCAAUCCGCCUGAAGAAGUUGAGCGACUAUGUCAGUCAGACAUAUAGGGCAAGCAGUCUAUUUAAUAUGACUAGUUUGAUAGAAGAGUAGAGCGAAUGAGUUAACCAGUCAUGAAGAAGUUAAGAAUGACCGGCCAAGUACAGGAUGGAGUUGCCUAGAGAGGACAGUGAGAAGAGUAAUCCAAGCACCCGGCAUGAGGGGAGUAAUGAGGGUAUUCAAUGCGAAGUUAAUGACAAUAACAAGUUCAACCAUUGUGGAAUACGGUUCGACGCGGUGAGGGGAAAUCGGCAUGAACAUAACCCUAAUGAUUGAGGCAUUUAGAGCAUUUAUAGCAUUUGAUGAUAGACUAGCCGUUUACUCUUUCUGAACAUGUAUAAAAGGCCUGAACACUUUGAAUAUACACGAAAGUUGAGAGUGAA
Ipomoea triloba (trilobed morning glory) is the source of this 2384-nucleotide messenger RNA. RefSeq names its product 7-deoxyloganetic acid glucosyltransferase-like. Bases 144 to 1604 code for a protein of 486 amino acids. Gene Ontology annotation, molecular function: UDP-glycosyltransferase activity. The record is from RefSeq and is a predicted model, not a curated record. NCBI's taxonomy places the organism in Eukaryota, Viridiplantae, Streptophyta, Magnoliopsida, Solanales, Convolvulaceae. The transcript is spliced from 2 exons.